AUGGGACUGGUGGAAGUUCCACGAUGUUACCGGACAUUGACAACGGUAAGGGCUAAAGCAGAGAUGCACACGUUCGUGGAUGCAAGCGAGAACGGCUUUGCAGCGGUCGUAUAUCUAAGAUUCCAAGAACGGGAUGCUAUCGAAUGCUCAUUAGUAGGAGCAAAAACUAGAGUAGCACCCCUUAAAUUCUUGUCCAUCCCAAAGUCCGAACUUCAAGCAGCUCUACUCGGCGUUCGAUUAGCGGAUACAAUACUGGCCUCUCUUUCUAUCAAGAUCAGCAAGCGAUACUUUUGGACAGAUUCCAAAGAUGUAUUAUGCUGGUUGAGAUCCGACCAUCGCCGAUAUAGCCAGUUUGUAGCAUUCCGCGUCAGUGAAAUCUUGGAGUCGACCGACGUUAAUGAUUGGCGAUGGAUUCCGACGAAACUGAACGUCGCCGAUGAAGGAACAAAGUGGACCCGAGUUCCCGAUUUAUCAACGGCCAGUCGUUGGUUUCGUGGUCCAGAAUUGCUUCGACAAGACGGAGACGCCUGGCCCGAAAUCCCUAAUCUCGGAAAACCGACGACAACAGAGCUUCGUCCGCAUCUACUUCUUCAUGCACCAACGGUGGACCCGGUCGUUAAUCCGCAAAAAUGCUCCAAAUGGGUUCCACUCCUACGUCGCGUAGCAUUCAUAUUCAGAUAUAUCGGUAACUUGCAGCGAUCUUCGAGACGAGAACGAUGUUUUGCUGGACCGCUGACACAGGAAGAACUGACUAAAGCGGAAAACUAUUUGUACCGCCAAGCACAGUCAGAGAAUUACGCCGAUGAGAUCGCAACGUUGACUGAGAGUUACUUCUCGAAAGGAGAGCAAAAAAAGAUAAUCAGAAAUAACCUGCUCUUUCGCGGCGCCUUCCUGGACGAAAACGGUGUUGCUCGCGUCCGGGGUCGAACAAAGGCAUGUUUAUUCAUUGAUCGUGAUGCUGCUGAACCCAUUAUUCUUCCUCGGAAACACCACAUCACCCAACUGAUCAUCGCCGACACACACGAGCGCUUCAACCAUCAAAACCACGAGACAAUCGUCAACGAAGUCUUGCAGCGCUACCGUAUUCCUCGGCUGAAAGCAACGUAUCAUGCAAUCCGGAGAAACUGUCAACGAUGCAAAAAUGAUCGAGCGAAACCACAACCUCCAGCGAUGGCUGACCUUCCGCAGUCACGUUUGGCUGCAUUUAGCCGCCCGUUUACCUACAUGGGGGUGGAUUAUUUCGGUCCAAUACUGGUCCUGGUAGGACGACAUUCGGAAAAACGGUGGGGGGUUCUCGCCACCUGUCUAACUACUCGCGCCAUUCACUUGCAGAUAGCUUACACACUGACUACCGACUCUUGUAUUAUGGCAAUUCGAAAUGUCAUGGCUAGGAGGGGUGUCCCAGCAGUCAUCUACAGCGAUCGGGGAACUAAUUUCCAGUCUACAAGCAAGCUGCUCAAGGCAGCAAUCCAGCAGCUCGAUCACGACAGACUGGCAAGCGAGUUUACAUCAAGCCGCACUCAGUGGGCUUUCAACCCACCGGUUUCACCACAUAUGGGAGGAGCAUGGGAACGGUUGAUACGUAGUGUGAAGUCUAACUUGGCUAAGCUUCAGCCCAGUAGGCUACCCACCGACGAAGUGCUGCAAAAUGCCUUGAUCGAAGUCGAGAACGUCGUGAACUCAAGACCACUGACUAGCAUUCCCAUAGAUGACGAUGAAUUGCCCGUCCUAACACCUAAUCAUUUCUUACUAGGAUCAGCAAACGGUUUGAGGUCGUGGGUUCCCUUCGACGACAGCAGUUUCGUUCGAACUUUGAGUCAACGAUUAUUACGACGUCACCGACCGUAA
Topomyia yanbarensis is the source of this 1848-nucleotide messenger RNA. RefSeq lists its product as uncharacterized. NCBI's taxonomy places the organism in Eukaryota, Metazoa, Arthropoda, Insecta, Diptera, Culicidae. Bases 1 to 1848 code for a protein of 615 amino acids. The transcript has a single exon. Gene Ontology annotation, molecular function: nucleic acid binding. The record is from RefSeq and is a predicted model, not a curated record. Gene Ontology annotation, biological process: DNA integration.